Molecule: messenger RNA, 789 nt
Organism: Cladocopium goreaui
Lineage: Eukaryota; Dinophyceae; Suessiales; Symbiodiniaceae
Source: the annotation of a GenBank genome assembly
AUGCAAUGCGAUGCACGCGGCCUAGGGGAUUCCAGCAGCUCCUUUGCUUCUGGCUGCAAGCAAAGUUGCACGGUGGCUUCCUGUUGCCGCUUUGCAGGCUGUAGCGAUGGCGCGGAUGCUGGGGACGAGGAUGAGAGUGAGACAGGUUUCAGGGUCUGCUCUGUGUCUUCGGAUGUCCCCGCCUUGCUGCGGAGCCUCUAUGAAGCCCGCCGCUCAAGCGGAGAGGUGUCCUUCCUGCAUGAAGAUGGUCGUGAGGUGGAGACGGCUCACCUCUCGGUCUUGCAACUGCAAAGUCCAGUGCUGAAAGCCAUGCUAUGCUCUCAGUGGAAAGAGGCUUCGACGCACCAGGUGAAGCUCCAGGAGGAUUUCGCGGAAGUGUUUCCCUUGGUACUGCGCUUUUGGUAUGGCCUUCCAGUCCUUGUGGAAACUUUUGAAGUGGCGGUCGACCUGCGCCGUGUAGCGCAGUACUACGAGGCCCAUGAACUGAAAGUCUUCAGCGCGGAGCUCAUCGCUGAUGCCAGGCCUACUGCGCCGCGCAUGGCCUCGGUGGUUGAGAAGUUGAGCUUUGAAGAAGACUUGUUGGAAAGAGCCUGGGCAUAUCUCGAGGCACAUCCGCGCGAGCUCUUCUCCUCAUCUGCCUGGCUCAGGUUGUCAUUGAGCACGCUGGCAGAUUUCCUGAGGCGUGACGAGAUCCAGUGCCGUGAGCCCGUGAUUUUGAGGGCUCUUGGACGCUGGGCACGUGCCAGGCUGGAAGAACCAGCAGGAGCUGCUGUCCGGGCCAUGGGGUGA